Malurus melanocephalus (red-backed fairy wren) is the source of this 12721-nucleotide messenger RNA. RefSeq names its product dynein axonemal heavy chain 1 (gene DNAH1). Gene Ontology annotation, biological process: microtubule-based movement. The transcript is spliced from 79 exons. Gene Ontology annotation, cellular component: dynein complex. Lineage: Eukaryota; Metazoa; Chordata; Aves; Passeriformes; Maluridae. The record is from RefSeq and is a predicted model, not a curated record. Bases 1 to 12594 code for a protein of 4197 amino acids. Gene Ontology annotation, molecular function: dynein intermediate chain binding; ATP binding; dynein light intermediate chain binding.
AUGGAGAAGGCAAGGAAGGAAUUGAAGAAUUUUCUGAGUAGGAGCCAACCCAGUAGCAGCGAUGAGGUUUCUGCUGAUGUCCCUACUCCAGGAGUCUCCAGUACCUCACUGGGUGCUUCUGCUGCCCCCUAUGCGUCUCAGUCUUUGGUGAGCCAGGCGASCCUGGAGCCACACACCCCUAAAGUCACAAAAUUCAAGAUACCUUCGCACUUAAGCAGUGUGCUGGAUAAGGAAGUGGCUGGACCAUCCACUGAGACCAUCAYUGAGUCAGAUUUCCCUGAUCAGUCAUUUAAGCCCAAAGUGCAGAUGCCUUUCAAACGUGCUCCAGGGCAAAACCCUCGGAAGGUUGAAGUAGAGAGGCGGAGACGGCUGUACCUCAGUUUUGAUAUUGCUGAGCUCUUAGCCAGCAAGGGGAUAGACUCCAAUCAGCUGAUGCCAAGGCACUAUGACCCUGACAAUAUCCCACCCAUUGAGGAGACAAAAGAUUCUGUCUUCCCCAUCUACCUCCCACUAAAUGUGUUCGACAAUGAUGAGUUUGACUGUMGAACUCCCGAAGAGUGGAUCUCACUAGGACUGGAGCCAGGAUCUUCUGAUAGAAAGCCAGUGCCUGGAAAAGCACUUUUACCUACAGAUGAUGUACUUGGACAUGAGGACCCCAAAAACCAGGAGYUGAUCUAUGAGUGGAUUGAUGUUGGUGUUCUGGAUUAUGACAAGGAGACAGAGCUCUACUUGGUCCAUAAAACAGACAGCAAAGGUCUGGUGCGCGAUGAAGAAGGGAAACCCAUCCUCAAUGGAGGAAUAACUCCAGAAGGUGUUGAGAGACGACCKCCGUUGCUGCCAUGUCAGUACUGGGUGCCUCGAGUUUGCCUGCAGUUCCUGGCCGAGGAUCCRCAGGUGUUUGCGGAGCGCGUGGCCUCUGCUGAGAACCUGCGUAAGAAGACACACGGGCUGCUCAUGUACCACUUGUAYGUGGACUGCAUGCCCACAGAGGGGCCAGAUACCAUCAAUGAGAAAAGCCUGCAGAGGAUGAAGCGCUUGGCUAURCAUACUCCAAACUAUGCUAUGCCCAAACUGAAGGAUGAGAAGAGCGUGUUAGACUAUAUGGGCAGCCUGGAGAAAGAAGUGAAAUUAGACUAUAAACACACCAUGAACAGGAUCAGCUUUGACAGAGUUAUCGCUUCCAAACCCCAGAUGUUUUCUUACGUCACMCUGCCAGACAAAGUGGAGAAGGAAGUACCAGAGAAAGGGCUCGUCUCUACACCAGACUAUCCUUUUGGUAAACAACGGAGAGAAUUCAAAUCUUUCUCACUCCUGACCACGCCAGAAGUCAUUUAUCUCCUUGCACAGGUGCAAGAUGAGUGCAACAAAGUAGUUGCCAUGUCUCUGUUUAACACAACCGUAACGAAACUCUCCUCUAUGGAGGAGUUUGAAGAGAUCCAGACUGAGGCCUUCACUCAGGUUCAGGAAUUUCUCAAGGAUACUUGGAUCGACACCAUAAAGACUGCAAUUAAGAGCAGCCUUAAAGAUGUAGGCAAAGGUUUCGACCUGGAGCAGAGUGACUGGGAUGCCUACCAGAGGACCAAGCUGCGUAAGCUGAUGGAGCGCAUCAGGUUCAUGCUUCAGGACUCUCUGCGGUACCUGGUCCAGAAAUCKCUCAGCAGCUUCACCCACUUUAUCCUGGAUGCUUGCCAGUGUAUCCUGGAUUGCCCAGASGACAUGGAAUGGGGAAGUGACAUCACCAGCAGUCCCUACAUCCCUCAAAGGAAUCCACUCUUUGUAACAGACAUUAAGAUAGACAUGAGUGGCAUCCUCUUCAGGCCCUCUGUGGAGAACUUUGAGWCAUCCCUCAUUUCACUGUUCGACGGGGGAAUCCUGGCAACUCACAAUAUCCCACAGCUGGAGCAGUAUGUGUUAGAGAACAUGGAUAUCCCAGACACCCAUGUCCUGGAAUCAGUGGAUUUGCAGGAGCCAGAAGUGAGAGAGCUACGUGAGGCUCUGCGCUCUGCCAUUCAAAAGACUCAGAUCCCUCUCCAAGCCUACGGCAAGAAAUACGAGAAGUUCUUAGAGAUAAAUAAUAAUGACAUCGAGUACUUCCUAAAAGACUAUGAAGAGCAAUUUCCACCUACCGAGGAGGUGACAAAGAUAGUAGAGACAUACUUGUCUGAAAAGGAUGUCCUGGACCACCUUCUACCUAGUUCUAUUAUCAUUGGCCCCUUUCAAGUCAGGAUAGAACAUAUUAGGCUUAAUCUGUCUGAUAAACACAAAGCACUUGCCACUUCCAUGYUGGACAUGCUGGCUAAAAACCUCCAUUCGCAGGUGCAGAAAAUCUGUGAAGCAUAUGAAGCCAUCAGCAUCAAAAUGCAUGAGAGACCAAACAACAUUGAGGAGCUGACCGAGCUGCGGGACUGGCUGAAGGGAGUGCCUGAGCAGCUGGCGAUGCAGGAGCAACUGAUUGAGGAAGUCAUGGAAGAUUACAAGGUCAUGGAGGAAUUCCUUUACAAUCUUACUGAAGAAGAUUUCACUGACAAGUGGACUGCCAGUUAUUGGCCAGCAAAAAUGUCUAUGGACUCAGAGACCAUUCGGCUUCAGCACAUAGAGGAUGAAGACAGAUUUCGCAAAGCGCAGAUUUUGGAUCAGAAGGCAUUUCAAGAAAAACUUGAUGAUAUGCAGCUGACUGUAGGUGGAUUUUCUGUCCAGUCAGAUGUUAACCAAGCCCAUGAGACGGCUGAUGAUGCAAGGGAUGUCCGGAAGCAGCUGAAGGAGCUUCAGGAUUUGGCAGCUCUUUACAACAACAGGGAAAGACUUUUUGGCAUCAGAGUUACUGAUUACAGUGUGCUGUCCAAGAUGCUUAAGGAGUUCCAGCCAUACUAUGAUCUGUGGACUACAGUGUCAGACUGGAUAAAGUGGAAUGAGAGCUGGAUGAAUGAUUCUCUCCUUAAAAUUGAAGCUGAGGAGCUAGAAAGGAAYGUCACCGACUCUGUUAAGACAAUGCAGAGAUGUGUGAAGCAGUUCAAGGAUUCACCAGACUGYCAGAAUGUCGCGAUGGAAUUCCGAGACAAGAUGGAUGAUUUCAAACAAUACGUGCCCUUGAUUCAGGGUCUGCGCAAUCCUGGGAUGAGGGACCGGCACUGGAAGAUGCUGUCGGACCAGGUUCAGGCCGGUGUCGAGCUGGAACCCAGUAUGACAUUUGGUCACUGCUUGGAAUUGAAACUGCAGGACCACAUGGAGAGUAUUCUCAAAGUAGCUGAGACAGCCAGCAAGGAAUACGCUAUUGAAAGUGCACUCAACAAGAUAGAGAGUGAAUGGAAAUCUGUUUUAUUUGUUGUGGUGCUUUACAAAGARACAAAAACCUAUAUUCUGAAAAGCACCGAUGACAUUUCUCAGCUGCUAGAUGAUCAUAUUGUCCUGGUUCAGAGCAUGUCUUUCUCACCCUUCAAGAAACCUUUUGAAGAAAGGAUGAACUUGUGGGAAAGUAAGCUGAAGAUGACACAGGAUGUCCUAGAGGAGUGGCUGAACUGUCAGCGCUCUUGGCUCUACUUGGAGCCAAUCUUUAGCUCAGAGGACAUCAAAAGACAGCUGCCAGUGGAAAGCCAGCGCUACAAUGUCGUGGAUAAGGAUUGGAGGCAUAUAAUGAAGAAGGCUAAUGCAAACCCUGAGGUGAUUUCUUUGUGCCCUAAUCCAGAYCUACUGGAGAAGCUGCAAAAUUGUAACCAACUACUUGAACUCGUUCAGAAAGGGCUGAGUGAAUAUCUGGAGACAAAGAGAAGCGCUUUUCCCAGGUUCUACUUCCUUUCAGAUGAUGAGCUGCUGGAAAUACUGUCUCAGACAAAAGACCCCACUGCUGUACAACCUCACCUCCACAAGUGCUUUGAGAACAUUGCACUGCUGAAAUUCCAGGAAGACCUACAGAUCACACACAUGUACUCUUCUGAUGGAGAAGAGGUGCAGCUGUUUACUGCCAUCUAUCCCAGUCAGAAUGUGGAGGACUGGCUGCUGGAAGUGGAGAAAUCCAUGAAGGCCAGUGUUCGGGACAACAUAGAAAGAUCAAUUGGUGUUUAUCCAGAGACUCCGCGUCCCUCAUGGGUCUUGCAAUGGCCUGGCCAAGUGGUCAUUGCUGGCUGCCAGAUUUUCUGGACAAAGGAAGUGUCUGAAGCUCUGGAAGCUGGAGAUUUGUCCAGCAGGCUUUACCCACAGCUGAGUACUCAGCUGGGAGAUUUGGUAGCCCUGGUCCGUGGCAGACUGUCCAGGAUGCAGCGAGCAGUGUUGUCAGCUCUUAUUGUGAUCGAGGUCCAUGCCAAGGAUGUGGCAGCAARGCUGAUUGAGGAGAAUGUAACGAGCAUGAAUGAUUUUGAGUGGAUCUCCCAGCUCAGGUACUACUGGACAAAGGACGACCUGUACAUCAGAGCAGUCAAUGCUGAGUUUAUCUAUGGCUAUGAGUACCUGGGGAACACUGGCCGUCUGGUUAUCACACCCCUCACUGACAGGUGUUAUCUGACACUUACAGGAGCUCUGCACCUGAAAUUUGGAGGAGCACCUGCAGGACCAGCAGGAACAGGCAAAACAGAAACAACAAAAGACCUGGGCAAAGCACUGGCAAUCCAAACUGUAGUGUUCAACUGCUCUGACCAACUUGACUUUAUGGCAAUGGGCAAGUUUUUUAAGGGACUAGCCAGCUCUGGUGCCUGGGCUUGCUUCGAUGAGUUCAACCGCAUUGAUAUCGAGGUGCUGUCUGUGGUGGCCCAGCAAAUCACAACCAUACAGAAAGCACAGCAGCAGAGGGUGGAAACAUUCAUAUUUGAAGGCACAGAGAUCCCACUGGUCCCAUCCUGUGCUGUCUUCAUCACAAUGAACCCAGGGUAUGCUGGGCGCACUGAACUGCCCGAUAACCUGAAGGCUCUCUUUCGUCCYGUGGCUAUGAUGGUCCCAGAUUACUCCAUGAUUGCUGAGAUCUCACUCUACUCCUUUGGGUUUAAUGAAGCUAAAGUCCUUGCAAAGAAGAUCACCACAACAUUCAAACUAUUGUCAGAACAGCUCAGCUCCCAGGACCACUAUGACUUUGGGAUGAGAGCUGUGAAGACUGUCAUCUCAACAGCUGGUAAUCUCAAAAGAGAGAAUCCYGAUAUGGAUGAGGAGCUGAUCUGCUUGCGAGCUAUUAGGGAUGCCAACGUACCCAAAUUCCUGCAGGAUGACCUCAAGCUCUUCAAUGGUAUUGUCUCAGAUUUAUUUCCAAAUAUCAGAGAAUCACCUGUUGAUUAUGGCAUCCUGGAAGAAGCCAUCCGCAAAUCCUGCAUCGAUGCGAACCUGAAGGAUGUUGAUGGUUUUGUGACUAAGUGCAUCCAGCUGUACGAGACCACCGUGGUUCGUCACGGCCUUAUGCUGGUGGGACCAACAGGUUCUGGGAAGACUAAGAGUUACGAAGUCCUGGCAGCUGCAAUGACAUCACUGAAAGGUCAGCCUGCAGCCAGUGGUGGGAAUUACGAAGAAGUCCGCUACUAUGUACUGAAUCCCAAAUCCAUCACAAUGGGCCAGCUUUAUGGAGAGUUCAACUUGCUAACGCAUGAGUGGACAGAUGGGAUUUUUUCCACACUCAUGCGUCGGGGAACUGUGGACGCUGGCACCUACAAGAAGUGGUACAUGUUUGAUGGGCCAGUUGAUGCUUUGUGGAUUGAGAACAUGAACACAGUGCUUGAUGACAAUAAGAAGCUGUGCCUCAGCUCGGGGGAAAUCAUCAAGAUGACAGAGAGCAUGACCAUGAUGUUUGAAGUCCAGGAUCUGGCUGUUGCUUCCCCUGCCACAGUCUCCCGCUGUGGCAUGGUUUACCUGGAACCCAGCAUUUUGGGGCUGGAGCCCUUYGUUCAAUGCUGGCUGAAAAACAUGCCAGAAGUCAUGCAGCGCUUUGCACAGCAGCUGGCAUCUCUCUUCAGGAGAUUCCUCCACGAGGCCAUUGACUUUUUGCGAAGCUCUGUGAAGGAGGUAAUUGCCUCAACGGACAGUAAUCUCACAAGGAGCUUCCUCGUGCUCUUGGAAUGUUUGUAUCAGCCUUUCGUUCCCAUUAAGGGACUUAAGACGAUUCCCCGUGAGAAGAUUGCUCGUAUGGGAGAGCUGAUUGAACCUUGGUUUAUAUUUGCCUUGAUCUGGAGUGUGGGUGCUACUGGGGAUGCCGCAGGUCGUGAGGCCUUCAGCGCAUGGGUCAGGCAGAAGAUGUCAAAGGAAAGGAUGCGGUUACUUUUCCCAGAAGAAGGACUGGUUUAUGACUACAGACUGGAUGAUGCUGGGCUCAGCAGUAUUGAGGAAGAUUUUGAUGAGGAAGACGUUAGAGAGGUGCACUGGGAGGUGUGGCUGGAUGCUACAGCGGAGUUCACCAUGGUUCCAGACACCAACUUCUGUGACAUUAUUGUGCCCACGAUAAACACAGUCCGAAUGGCCUAUCUGCUGGAGCUGUUGCUCACUAACUAUAAGCCAAUUCUCUGCGUUGGUCCCACUGGCACAGGGAAGACUCUCACAAUUGCAGACAAGCUUUUGAAGAACUUGCCUAACAAAUACAUCACCCACUUCCUGAUGUUUUCAGCACGCACCUCUGCUAACCAAACCCAGGACCUCAUCGACAGCAAACUGGAUAAGAGGCGGAAGGGAGUGUUCGGGCCUCCAGUUGGUCGGUAUUUCAUCUUUUUCAUUGAUGACUUGAACAUGCCCGUGCUGGAGCAGUACGGAGCUCAGCCACCCAUCGAGCUGCUGCGGCAGUUCAUGGAUCACCAGGGCUGGUAUGACCGCAAGCAGAUCGGUACUUUUAAGAAGCUGGUAGAUAUUAAUUUUGUCUGUGCCAUGGGACCUCCUGGAGGAGGAAGGAAUCCUGUCACUCCACGCCUCACUCGCCAUUUCAACUACCUCUCCUUCACUGAGAUGGAUGAAAGCAGCAAGAAGACAAUCUUCUCCACCAUCCUUGGCAGCUGGAUGGAUGGACUCCUAGGAGAAAAAAGUCACAGAAGUCCAGUGCCGGGAGCAGAUGCAGUAAAAGACUUAAACGAGCCCUUAGUCGAUGCCACAAUCUCCGUGUAUUUGACCAUCACAUCCCAGCUGCUGCCCACACCAGCGAAGUCACAUUACACUUUCAACCUGAGAGACCUCUCAAAGGUGUUCCAGGGCAUGCUCAUGGCUGAGCCCAGCACAGUCCAGAGCAAAGAGCAGCUGCUGAGACUGUGGUACCAUGAAAGCUGCCGGGUCUUCCGUGAUCGCUUGGUCAGCGAUGAGGACCGGACCUGGUUUGACAAGCUAAUGGAGGAGAAGAUGGAGGACUUUGGCACCACUUUUGAGGUGGUCAUUCCCACCCAGCCAGUUCUGUUUGGAGAUUUCAUGGAUCCAGGUGCCGAUGUCAAAGUAUACCAAGAAAUCACCAGCCAGGAUAAGCUGAAGCUUGUGAUUGAGGAAUACCUGGAGGAGUACAAUCAAAGCAACACCCCAGAGCUGAAGCUUGUGCUUUUCAUGGAUGCGAUACAGCACAUCUGCCGAAUCAGCCGSAUCCUGCGGCAGGCUCCGGGGAAUGCUCUUCUCCUGGGUGUUGGGGGGAGUGGGAGACAGUCUCUCACCAGACUGGCAUCUCACAUGGCAGAAAAUGAAUGUUUCCAGAUUGAACUGUCCAAAAAUUAUGGCAUGAUUGAAUGGCGAGAUGAUGUGAGGAAGAUCAUGAUGAAGGCAGGCCUUCAGAGUCUACCCAAGACRUUCCUAUUUGUAGACACUCAGAUUAAAAGUGAAUCCUUCCUCGAAGAUAUCAACAACUUGCUUAACUCUGGUGACAUUCCUAACAUUUACAAUCCUGAGGAUGAAGACCAGAUCCUGACUGCUAUGAAGCCUAUUGUUCGAGAUCUAGGGCAGCAGCCCACCAAGGCCAACCUGAUGGCUGCAUACACAGCACGGGUUCGCAGCAAUAUCCACAUGGUCCUGUGCAUGAGCCCGAUUGGAGAAGUGUUCCGUGCACGCUUGAGGCAGUUCCCCUCACUUGUGAACUGCUGUACCAUUGACUGGUUCAAUGAGUGGCCUGCUGAAGCCUUGCAGAAUGUUGCCUCCUCCAUCCUGGGUGAAAUCCCACUUCUUGGUAGCGGUAAUGAAGAUUUCGAAGGGAUGAUUCAAGUAUGUGUAGCAAUCCACCAGAGUGUGGCAAAGAAGUGCCAAUUGUUCCUAGCAGARCUGGGCAGACACAAUUACAUCACUCCCAAAAGCUACCUGGAGUUCCUCAACAUCUUCAGUUCCCUCAUUGGAAAGAAGCAACAGGAUCUGAAGACAGCCAAGAACAGAAUGCAGGGUGGCCUGGACAAGCUCCUGCGAACAGCAGAGGAUGUAGCAAAGAUGCAGGAGGAGUUGGAGUCCUCCCGCCCUCUCCUGGCACAGGCAGCCAAGGACACCGAGGCAACCAUAGAACAGCUGAAGGUGGACACAGCUGUGGCUGAAAAGACAAGAAGUGCUGUGCAGGCUGAGGAGAUGAAGGCCAAUGAGAAAGCUCAGAAAGCCCAAGCCAUUGCAGACGAUGCUCAGAAGGACUUGGCUGAAGCCCUUCCAGCCCUGGAUGCUGCUCUUGCCAGCCUGAAGAACCUCAACAGAAAUGAUGUUACAGAGGUACGAGCCCUACAGCGGCCUCCUCCUGGUGUGAAGAUUGUGAUUGAAGCUGUCUGCAUUAUGCAUGGGAAAAAGCCCAAAAAGGUGGCAGGAGAAAAGAUAGGCACCAAGGUGGAUGAUUACUGGGAGCCAGGCAGGGCCCUUCUCCAGGACCCAGUGCAGUUCCUGUCCAGCCUGUACGAUUAUGAUAAGGACAAUAUUCCAGACAGUGUGAUCAAGGCUAUCCAGCCCUACAUUGACAACGAGGAGUUCCAGCCAGCUGCCAUCGCCAAGGUCUCCAAAGCCUGUACCUCCAUCUGCCAGUGGGUGCGCGCCAUGCACAAGUACCACUUUGUGUCCAAGGUCGUGGAGCCCAAGCGGCAAGCCUUCCGGGAGGCAGAGGCGGACCUGCGUGCCACUCAGAAGGUCCUUGAUGAAGCUAAGCAACGCCUGAAGGCGGUUGAAGAUGGCAUUGCCAUGCUGCAAGCCAAGUACGAGGCCUGCAAAGCCAACAAGGAGGAGCUGGAGAUGAAGUGUGAGCAGUGUCUGCAGAGAUUGGCCCGUGCCGAUGUGCUCAUCAAUAGCCUGGCUGAUGAGAAGGUGCGCUGGCAGGACACUGUGGAGAGCCUGGAUGACAAGAUCAAAAACAGCUCUGGGGAUGUGCUGGUUGCUGCUGGCUUUGUGGCCUACCUGGGCCCUUUCACAGGAGACUACCGUCAGGCACUGUCCACAGAGUGGAUGAAGGAUCUCUCUGAAAACAACAUUCCUCACAGCAAGGAGGCAACCCUCAUCAGCACCCUUGGAGACCCUGUGGAAAUCCGCUCCUGGCAGAUUGCUGGUUUACCCAAUGAUGCCCUGUCUGUGGAAAAUGGAGUAAUAACCCGAUACUCUCUGCGCUGGAAUCACUACAUAGACCCACAGGGACAAGCAAACAAGUGGAUCAAGAAUCUGGAGAGGGAGAACAGCCUGGAGGUGGCCAAGCUGAGUGACCGGGACUUYCUCUCCACUCUGGAAAACACCAUUACCUUUGGGAAGCCCUUCCUGCUGGAGAACGUGGGCGAGGAGCUGGAUCCAGUCCUUGAGCCUGUCCUGCUGAAAGAGACCUUCAAACAGCAAGGCAACACCGUGAUGAAGCUGGGCGAUACAGUGAUCCCCUACCAUGAGGAUUUCAAGAUGUACAUCACCACCAAACUGCCCAACCCUCACUACAGCCCUGAGGUCUCCACAAAGCUCACCCUCAUCAACUUCACCCUCUCACCCAGUGGCUUGGAAGACCAGCUGUUGGGAGAAGUGGUGGCUGCAGAGCGACCUGACUUGGAAGAAGAUAGAAACCAGCUAAUUAUUAGCAAUGCCCAGAUGCGUCAGGAACUGAAGGAGAUAGAAGACCAGAUCUUGUAUCGACUCAGCACUUCUGAAGGAAACCCUGUAGAUGACUUAGAGCUCAUCAAAGUGUUGGAGGCAUCCAAGCUGAAGGCAGGAGAGAUCCAGGCCAAGGUCGCRGUGGCAGAGCAGACAGAGAAGGACAUCAACAUCACCCGCAUGGAGUAUGUGCCCGUGGCUGUCCGCUCGCAGAUCCUCUAYUUCUGUGUCUCAGACCUGUCCAACGUGGACCCCAUGUACCAGUAUUCWCUCGAGUGGUUCCUCAACAUCUUCCUCUUGGGGAUCCGUAACUCUGAGAAAGCAGAGGUGCUGUCAGAGCGGGUGGAGAACAUCAACAACUACAUCACCUUCAGCCUCUACUGCAACGUGUGCCGCAGCCUCUUYGAGAAGCACAAGCUCAUGUUUGCCUUCCUCGUCAGCGUCCGCAUUCUGAUGAAUGAGGGSCAGAUCGAUAUGGAUGAGUGGCGGUACCUGCUGUCAGGAGGGGCCAUAAAGGAGAUGAAGGACAACCCAGCUCCAUCCUGGCUAAACGAGAGAGCAUGGGGAGACAUCCUGGCUUUGAGCUGCCUGAAGAAUUUCUCCAACUUUGACAACGAUUUUGCAGCCAACCUWGAAGGGUUCAGGACCAUUUUUGACAGCCCCAGCCCUCACAGAGAACUUCUGCCUGGGAAGUGGGAAGAUGGGCUUGAUGCYUUCCAGAAGCUGCUGGUUCUGCGGUGUCUGCGUGGAGACAAGAUCACCAACGCCAUGCAGGACUUCGUGGUGCUGAAACUGGAUCAGCGCUUCAUUGAGCCACAGACCACUGACCUCUCAGUCGUGUUUAAAGAUUCCACUGCUUUGACCCCCCUGGUGUUCGUGCUGUCCCCGGGYACUGACCCCGCUGCUGACCUCUACAAGUUUGCUGAAGAAAUGAAGUUCACACAAAAGCUCUCCGCCAUUUCUCUGGGCCAAGGACAGGGCCCCCGUGCUGAAGCCAUGUUGCACAAUGCCAUGGAGCAGGGCAACUGGGUCUUCUUCCAGAACUGCCACCUGGCCCCCAGCUGGAUGCCCUCACUGGAGAGACUCAUYGAGAGCAUUGACCCCGGCAAGGUGCAUCCAGACUUUCGCCUCUGGCUCACCAGUCUACCCAGCAACCACUUCCCUGUGUCCAUUCUCCAGAAUGGCUCCAAGAUGACCAUCGAGCCCCCCCGUGGGGUCAAGGCCAACCUGCUCAAGUCCUACAUUAGUUUCAGUGAUGACUACUUGAAUUCUUGCUCCAAGGUCACAGAGUUUAAAUCUUUGCUGCUGUCCCUUUGCUUCUUCCAUGGGAACAUGCUGGAGAGGAGAAAGUUUGGGCCUCUGGGGUUCAACAUCCCCUAUGAGUUCACAGAYGGAGACCUGCGCAUCUGCAUCAGUCAGCUGCAUAUGUUCUUGAACGAAUAUGCAGACAUUCCUUACAAGGUUCUGAAAUACACAGCUGGGGAGAUCAACUAYGGCGGCCGUGUGACUGACGACUGGGACCGGCGCUGCAUCAUGAGCAUUUUGGAAGAUUUCUACAAACCUGAGGUUUUAAGUCCUGACUUUGCCUAUUCCGAAUCAGGUGUCUACAAGCAGAUCAGUACKGCUUCUGACCUCAGUGGUUACCUCCAAUAUGUCAAGAGCCUGCCUCUCAAUGACAGCCCGGAGCUCUUUGGUUUACACGACAAUGCCGACAUCACCUUCGCCCAGAACGAGACCUUUGCUCUGCUGGGGGCCUUAUCACAGCUGCAGCCCAAGACCAUCACGCUGGGAGGCCGCAGCAGGGAAGAGAUCGUGGAGGAGACCUCUAAGGACAUCCUGGCAAAGCUGCCUGAGCCCAUGGAUGUGCAGGAGGUGAUCCACAAAUACCCGUUGCUYUAUGAAGAAUCCAUGAACACAGUGCUGGUGCAGGAGGUGAUCAGGUACAACAAGCUCCUGGAGGAGGUUGCUCAAACUCUAAAGGAUUUGCUGAAAGCUCUGAAGGGCCUGGUGGUGAUGUCCUCUCGGCUGGAGCUGAUGGCCAGCAGUUUGUACAACAAYACUGUUCCUGAACUCUGGAAUGCCAAGGCCUAUCCAUCAUUGAAGCCAUUGGCAUCGUGGGUGAACGACUUGGUGCAGCGGAUUGAAUUCCUGCAGAACUGGAUCCGCCGUGGGAUCCCCUCUGUGUUCUGGAUCAGCGGUUUCUUCUUCCCCCAGGCCUUCCUCACYGGGACACUGCAGAACUUUGCCAGGAAGUCAGUCAUUUCCAUCGACACCAUCUCAUUUAGUUUCCAGGUCAUGAAGGAGUCGGUGAAGGAGCUCASGGAGCAGCCUAAAGUGGGCUGCUACAUCCACGGCUUGUUCCUGGAGGGCGCCCGCUGGGACGCYGCUGCGGGUAAGCUGGCGGAGUCACGCCCCAAGGAGCUCUACACAGAGAUGGCUGUCAUCUGGCUGGUGCCUGUCCCCAACCGCAAGCCUCCGGAAUCCGGCUCCUACCUSUGCCCCAUCUACAAGACUCUCACUCGUGCAGGCACAUUGUCAACMACGGGCCACUCCACCAACUAUGUGAUUGCUGUGGAGAUCCCUACAGACAAACCAGAGAAGCAYUGGAUCAAACGAGGCACAGCCUUGAUCUGUGCCCUGGACUUCUAGCCAGGAAAUCCAGCCAGCCAGCCCAGGAACCCACUGCAGGUGAGGGCCUGAACCAGGCUGCUGUCCCCUGUCCUCCUGUUGAGGUGAGUCCUGCCCUUCUCAUGUUGAGGUGUGUCAAUAAAUUGAG